This is a messenger RNA of Emiliania huxleyi CCMP1516, 1374 nucleotides long. RefSeq lists its product as hypothetical. The coding region runs from base 1 to 1374 and encodes 457 amino acids. The transcript is spliced from 3 exons. NCBI's taxonomy places the organism in Eukaryota, Haptophyta, Isochrysidales, Noelaerhabdaceae. The record is from RefSeq and is a predicted model, not a curated record.
AUGCUCCCGCUUCUCCUCCUCCUGACCAGCCUCGCCACCGCCACUGCUCACUCGCCAACGCAUCGCGGCGUGCUGCUGCCAACGCUUAGCCGCGCCGUCCACCUGCGGACGGCGCCACUGCUGCGGUCCUCGCUGCCGGAGAACCCGGCUGGUCAGCGUCUGCGUACCGCCGGAACGGCGACCACCGCCCGCUGCGGCACUCCGCGCGCCAGCCUGCUGGCGGAUGCUGCGUCGGACCAGUGGCUGCUCUACACGGUGCUCACCACGGCCGCCGCCACCGGCUACCGCCUCGGCGUCUCCACCAAGCUCGGGAGGCUUGCGACGGGGCCGAUCUGCGCGAUGGGCCUCACCUUCGUGGCGGCGGGCACGGGCGCGCUUCCGCCGGCGUCGGCGCCAGUGAGCGCGGCGCAGGGCCUUGCGGUGCGCCUCGCGACGCCGCUCCUCCUCUUCGGCGCCAACCUGCGCGCGAUAGCGAGCCGCGCCGGCCGACUGAUGCCCGCCUUUGCCCUCGGCUGCCUGGGCACGGUGCUCGGCACACUAGCGGGCUGGGCGGCGCUGCGCGGACCGCUGGCGUCUGCCUUUGGCGCCGAUGCGCUCAAGGUGGUCGCGGCACUCGCGGCCAAGAAUAUCGGCGGCGGGCUCAACUUUGUGGCGGUGGCCGGCGCGCUCGGCCUCUCUCCGGCGCCGCUGGCUGCAGCGCUCGCCGCGGACAACGUGAUGGCGCUGGUCUACUUCCCCUUGUGCUCGUACCUGGGGCGGGACGAGCCCGACCCCUACGCCGGCGAGGCUGGGGCGGAAGCGGAAGCGGCGGCGGCGGCGGCGGCGGCGGCGGCGGCGGCGACGGGCGGUAGCGGCGAGGUGGAGACGGCGGAGGAGGCGGAGGACGGCGGGGACGAGGCAUCCGUCGCGCGGCUUGGGUCCGCCUUGGCGCUGGGCGUGGCGGCCGUCGCGCUGAGCCGCCGCCUCUGCCCCGUGCCGGGGUACGACUUGCCCGUCGCCACAGCGCUCACCGUCGCGGCCGCCACCGCCUUCCCCGCCGCUCUCGCGCCGCUGACGGCCGCCGCCGAGAAGUUGGGCACACUCGCGCUCUACCUCUUCUUUGCGACGGCGGGGGCUGGCCCCGCGGCGGGGGCUGGACCCGCAUCCCUCGCCGAGGGCGGGAUGUGCGACGCGCUCGUCGGGGGCGCGCCCGAGCUGCCGCUCUCGCUGCUGCUGACCGCAAGCAACGCAAACAUCGGCGGGCCCGCGACCGCGUGCGCGCUCGCAGUGGGCUGCGGGUGGGAGGGGCUCAAGACGCCGGCGCUGCUGGUUGGGAAUUUGGGGUAUGCUGUUGCCACACCGCUCGCGAUCCUGAUGUUUCGCUGUCUGAGGUAG